Messenger RNA from Trichomycterus rosablanca, 1552 nucleotides. It is a transcript of the gene anxa2b, whose product is annotated as annexin A2b. NCBI's taxonomy places the organism in Eukaryota, Metazoa, Chordata, Actinopteri, Siluriformes, Trichomycteridae. Gene Ontology annotation, molecular function: protease binding; phosphatidylinositol-4,5-bisphosphate binding; cytoskeletal protein binding. The coding region runs from base 1 to 1017 and encodes 338 amino acids. The transcript has 12 exons. Gene Ontology annotation, cellular component: vesicle; plasma membrane; cytoplasm. The record is from RefSeq and is a predicted model, not a curated record.
AUGGCAUUGGUAUCAGAGUUUUUGGGACAGCUCACUCUGGGCUUUGGUGGGGAGAAAGAACCCCGAUUUCCAACAGUAGUAGCAGCACCAAAUUUUGAUCCAGAGAAGGAUGCAAGCUGGAUUGACACAGCAAUUGCCACCAAGGGAGUGGAUGAGAAUUUAAUCAUUGACAUCCUAACAAAACGCACCUACAGCCAGAGAAGAGAGAUUGCAUUUGAAUAUGAGAGAAAAACGAAAAAGGACAUGGUUACUACCCUUAGGGGGUUGCUGUCAGGCUCUUUGGAAAACGUGAUUCUUGGUCUAAUGAGAAGCACAGCUCAAUUUGAUGCCUUUGAGCUUAGAGCAGCAAUGAAGGGUCUAGGAACUGAUGAGGAAAGUUUAAUAGAGAUAGUCUGUUCUCGCAGCAAUGAGGAGUUGGUGGAGAUAAAAAAGGCUUAUAAAGAAUUGUUUAAGAAGGACUUGGAAAAAGAUGUGGCUGGAGACACUUCGGGUGACUUCUGCAAAUUGCUGCUGGCUCUGAUUGGGGCUAAAAGAGAAGAACCAAGCAAUAUAGUGGACUAUGAGAAAAUUGACAGUGAUGCCAGAGCCCUCUAUGAGGCAGGAGUGAAACGGAAGGGAACUGAUGUGGCCACCUGGAUCACUAUCUUCGCUGAGAGAAGUGUACCACACCUCCAGAAAGUGUUUGAUAGGUAUAAGAGCUACAGCCCAUAUGAUAUGAAGGAAAGCAUUCGGAAAGAGGUGAAAGGAGAUUUGGAAAAAUCCUUCAUUACAUUAGUGGAGUGCUUUGAAAACAAACAGCUUUACUUUGCCAACAAACUUAAUGAAGCCAUGAAGAGUAAAAGUGUCAAGGAGAAGGUUAUCACUCGAAUCAUAGUUUCUCGGUGUGAAGUUGACCUCAUGAAAAUUUGCAAAGAGUUCAAGACAAACCUUGGAAAAACACUCUACCAGACAAUUUCAGAGACUACAAAGGGUGAUUACCAGAGAGCUUUGCUGAAUCUUUGUGGAGGAGAUGAUUAAGCAGGACAUGUUUUGCAUAGCCCUUGGCUACAGUUAAACAGCAAGAGAAUACAGUAACUAUAUGUAUCUACCCUUAUUCACUUAUCUACACUAAUCAAUAACUGGUAUGGUACAUUGGUAAAAUAGUCUAAUACGUUACUGUAAAACUAAAUUCACUUUUUACGUAAAUGUUUAUUAGAUUGAUCGGACUGAUACUCUGAUAAACCCUAACAUUUAAUUGGUGAAUUAAAUUUCUGUUUCUACAAAUUAUGCCCAAUGGAAAGAUUUAGGUCACAGAAAAAUACAUUUUGCUGUAACAUUUGCAAACUAAAUUACAAGCAAUUGACUCUCCAGCCAGAAAUGCGUACAGUAGCUUUUAGUACAGUAUGGUUGUGCAGUAGCUACAAAAAUGUUAGUUAACACAAGUGGAUAACAGAGGUACAAACAACAAUCAAAAUAAUAUAAAAGUCUGCAGUCUCAAAGCUUAAAUCAAAUACAACUGUAGCUAUUAAAUUGCAUAUAAUAGUAAUAGUAAAGGUACCAUUAAGCAAUGAGA